GUACGGCGGGGAAGCCUGGAAGCACGGGAUCGCUCUCGGCGGCUGGAACCGGACCCGGGGCGGGGAGCGCGCGGCUGCGGGGACCCUCGACGGCCGCAAGGGCGCAGGCACCGGACGCGCGGGGUCCCCGGAGAGCGGGUGGACUCAGUGUCCGGCUCCGCGGGGUUCCAGAACUGACCUUGCUAGAUACUCUGCCCGCAGCAGCGAUGACCAGCCUACCGGCUACACCUUCUCCUGGAGAACUGAUGGCCACGCCAGUUCUUCAGGCCCAUGAGACCCUGUCCCCACAAGCCGAAGAGGCCAGCACAGCGCUCAUUGCAGUCGUGAUCACUGUGGUGUUCCUUACCCUGCUCUCGGUGGUGACUUUGAUCUUCUUUUACCUGUACAAGAACAAAGGCAGCUACGUCACCUAUGAGCCCGCAGAAGGCGAGCCCAGCACCAUCCUCCAGAUGGAGAGUGACUCAGCCAAGGACAGAGAGAAGGAAGAGUACUUCAUCUAAUGAUCCCCAGACUGGAGGGGCCGAGUCUUGGCUCCAGUGCUAACACACUGACUCUAUAAUUAGGGAAUGUUUGCUCUGAAGGCAGUGAGUGGCACUGAGUGGGAUGGCGAAUCCACUCACCUCCCAGGACACAGUCUCCAAUAACAUCCUCACUGACUCCAUCGUCCAGGGACACGAAGAAAGCUGCUUAUGACAACUAUAUAGCCAGGCCUUGGAAAGGAUAGUGCUCACAACUGGCCAACAAUAUGGGGCCAUGCCUGAGUUGGAAGUGGGAGAUGUGGAAGGUGGCCACGGGCUGGUCCACUUUGUCCCCUCCCUACUUGCCUAGCCCCAGUGUAGCUUCUUGGAGGCUAGAUACCACAAGACGGAUCAGGCCAGGAGGGACAGGCCUCUGAGUGUUACUUCCUUUAAUCUGAACCUUACCAUUUCCCCCAAUAGCCUCAAAUUUACACUGUUUUUAUCCAGAUUAAAUUUAUUAUAAAAAUCAGAUUUUCAUUUAUAAAAACUAAAUUUUGACUUUUUCCUUAAACUUUUUAUAGCGUUUUCUCUGCUUCUUUAACUCUUCUGCGUGUGCUAUCUCUCUUUAAGAACUCUUAGGGAUGUUCUGAAGUUCCUAGAACUAUCUCAAGAGUGUUCCAGAGAAGCAGCAACUGUCCCAUCAGAAACACAUGAGAACUAAGUGGGUUUGACCUUUAUCCUGGCAAAGGCCACAAUUUCCCAGAUCCCUAUUUAUAUACAGAAGGAGUCAGAAAAAACCUGGCCACCUAGAUUUCCUACCAGUAAAGCUCUUUUCUUUCUUUCUCAAGACAGGGUUUCUCUGUGUACUCUAGCUUUCUUAGAACUCACUGUGUAGACCAGGUUGGCCUCCCAAGUGCUGGGAUUAAAGGUGUGUGCCACCACUGCCAGGCCAAGCUCUUUUCCACCCAAGCCCCUUGGAUACUCUGGUAUUAAAACUCUUACCCGAUAUUAUCAGUGUAGAUUCCAGAAGCUGCAGUGCAGAGGCUGGUUGGCUUUUGUUUUGUGGGUUUGAAACAUCUUGCUAGUUACCCCAUGCUGCCAUAAACUUUUGGCAGACCUCUUUCCAGUCUCUAGAGGAAUGGGAUUGGCCUGCUUGUUUUCAGUAUUUCUCCACAUAGAACUUUGGAACAACCAUCUAGAAAUUACCCUGAAGUGUACAGACUACUACACUAAGGUAUUUUCCUUAGCACGAGUGAGAACUCACUGUGUAGACUGGCUUUUGAGCUCACAGGGGCCACCAGGCUCUGCCUUCCCCGUGUUGGGAUUAAAGUCCAGUGCCGACAUGACCAGCAUUGCUCUUUCAUUUCUAAGAUUGUGUUUUGAAUCCCAGAAUCAGCUCUAGUGAAAGCUCCUGAGAACAGCCAAACCUAGAACCUCACUUUGCAUGUCUACGUUUAUUACAGACAUCGCUGAAGCAGCAGCUACAGGAGCACUCAUUCUAGUGAGCUCUAACAGACCUGACGUGUGAACAUGUGAGCACAUGUGAGUAAAGAAAGCCUAGAGUACAGUGUAAUGCAACUUCAUCACUUUAUUCAAAUCUUCAAAAUAGUCUUUAUUCUACAUUUUUAGUAUAAAAAAUCCACAAGUUAAGUGCACCACAGUGUAGAGAGACAUACAACGCUGAACUUCCAUAACAGUCGAUGGUACAGUCAAACAACACAUGUACAGAACACAAGAUUUAGAUGAACUGAAAUGUCAGAUAAAAUAAAAUCCAAUCUCAGAAAACAAAUCAAAAUACUAAGGAUCCCUGAAAUAUUAAUCCUAAUGAGAUCUCACUGGACUCAAGUCGUUUCAUAGCGAGGCAUUCAUGUGACCCUACUAACCAACCCAU
Molecule: messenger RNA, 2349 nt
Organism: Myodes glareolus (Bank vole)
Lineage: Eukaryota; Metazoa; Chordata; Mammalia; Rodentia; Cricetidae
Gene: Smagp
Product: small cell adhesion glycoprotein
Source: RefSeq, a predicted model, not a curated record